ACUGGAUGACGAUUUGCUGCUUGCUCUCCUCGUGUGUUGACAAGUGUUUAAAAUUAUGAAGAACGAGUUAUUGUGGCCCAGGAGUGUUAUCAGAUAUUUGUGCGAACUGAUAGAAGGGCACAGAUUCCUCUGGGACCCACAAAAUGUGGACUAUCCCAAGCAUAAACUCAGAUUGAAAGUGUUUGGUGAGAUAGCCCAGGAAAUCAAGGCUCAAUACCCAGCGAUGACCACUUUGACUGCAGUGUUUUUCAGGGAUCCUACGGUGCCUAGAGCUGUGCACGUGUGUUGCUGUGACUUUGGUGUCAAUAAAUUGCUGAAGAUCUUAGAGGUGUACAGAAGAGCCUGUAUCUCACACAGCAAGAGAGAAACUGGAAAUAUAAUGGCAGAAGAGGAAGAUUCUGUGAGGUUUAAAGGAGCUGCAUUGCACAGUCACUCAGUACAAGAUGCUACACUGCUGCAAGUUUGGUGUGUAGCACCUGUGUUCCUCUCUGCUGGACAGGCAUGGGUGGUUGGCUCAUGUAGGCUAGUGUCUCACCAUGCCUGACACACUGCCAGGUGGGGGCAGGGGUGGCAGGAGUGAGGAGCACCACUGGAGGGAUCCAAAACCAGUUGGUGAUGGCUUAAUGGAAUUGGUGUGGACUAACUCAAUCAUUAGCAGUGUGCUCUGAUUGCUUAAUCUAGAGUAUUUUAUUCUUUUCUGUUAAGUGUAGUGUCAUAUAGAACUCUUUUCAUGGCAGUGAAGAGCAGCCACACACACUGUUUUAUAUUGUAUUGUUAUAUGAAUAUAUGAAUAUAUUAUAUGAAGUUUACGGACUGAUGGUUUCAAAGCUAUUCUUUUUGACAUUGUUCUUUAUUCCUUUUUUUAUUGGGACUUGCAAAAAAAUGCUAACUUGAUGGGGUGUUUCUAAAGUUCGUGUAGAGUCAUUAUGGAACUUUAAAAUGAGAUUAGAGAAAUUUAUGGAAAGUGAAGAUGAUGAUGAUAGGUGGAGAAGGUAGACAUGUUUCAUGCAGGGACUGCCACGUGUAGGCCUGGUGGCUUCUUGCAGCAUCCCUUUUCAUAUGUUCUUAUUAUUGCUGCAAAUGAUAUAUCUCUCCUUACUUUGAUAACUAUGUGCUCACUGUUCCUCUCCACCAGUGUUUUGUAAAGCUGUUCGUUCCUCCAUGGAGUAGGUGAUGGGUGGUGGUGAGGCUUGCCCUUCAUACCUCCAUCACCUCUGUUGUGUAGCGAAGCCUCCACAAAUAAGUGUGCUUUUUCAUAACACUAUAUUAAUGUAUUUACUCUCCUAAUGGUAAGGUUAUUAAAUAAUGUAAGGGAAAUGUCUGUUUGUGUAUAAUUCUGGUACCAAAGUAUCUUAUUAUGUUUUAAGGACAUGAGCAUUUCUUUCAAUGAGUUGCUUCCUUUGUAUUUCUUUGUCCAUUGCUUUGUUUGCUACUUUUGUUUUGUAUUCAUGUACUCUGAUCACAUCCAUUAUUACAAUCUCAUGCUUUAUAGGAGCAGAUUGCUUAUCUGUUGCUGCACUGCCUUUCCAUUUUCUUCAGCCUAUGCUCUCUUUCCACACUGUCCUUAGCCAUCCAUCCUGCAUGUCUUGCCUUGAUUGGUUCUAUCCGUUCCAGCACGUCCCUCCUCACAGCCGAGUUGCUCAUCGCCUUGCCUUCUUCCAACCCUGAUGUGGAAGUGGCAGGAAUAUUGGAUGUGACUAAUGCACUGGUCUAUCAGGAA
Messenger RNA from Portunus trituberculatus (swimming crab), 1720 nucleotides. RefSeq lists its product as uncharacterized. The coding region runs from base 56 to 544 and encodes 162 amino acids. Lineage: Eukaryota; Metazoa; Arthropoda; Malacostraca; Decapoda; Portunidae. The transcript has 4 exons. The record is from RefSeq and is a predicted model, not a curated record.